This is a messenger RNA of Vombatus ursinus (common wombat), 1161 nucleotides long. RefSeq names its product sodium/potassium transporting ATPase interacting 4 (gene NKAIN4). The coding region runs from base 139 to 765 and encodes 208 amino acids. Gene Ontology annotation, biological process: regulation of sodium ion transport. The transcript has 7 exons. The record is from RefSeq and is a predicted model, not a curated record. Lineage: Eukaryota; Metazoa; Chordata; Mammalia; Diprotodontia; Vombatidae.
AAGGCGACUAGGAGCUGGAGGCGAGGGGGCAUGGUCCGGGAACCAACGGACUGAGCCGGGGCUGGCGGCCAGUAGCAGCAGUAGUAGCAGCACAUCGGAACUUGGGCCGAAUCGAGCAGCCCUGUGCGCGACGGGACCAUGGGAUGCUGCACUGGCCGCUGCACGCUUAUUUUCAUCUGCACUUUACAGCUGCUUGCUGCAUUAGAGAGACAAGUAUUCGAUUUCCUGGGAUAUCAAUGGGCUCCCAUCCUGGCCAAUUUUCUUCACAUCAUAAUUGUCAUCUUGGGCCUCUUUGGAACCAUUCAGUAUAGACCUCGAUACAUUGUGGUGUAUGCAGUGUGGACAGCUAUCUGGGUCACUUGGAACAUCUUCAUUAUCUGUUUUUACUUGGAGGUGGGAGGACUUUCAAAGGACAGUGAACUUCUGACCUUUAAUAUUUCCCAGCACCAAUCAUGGUGGAGUGAGAAUGGGCCAGGCUGUGUCCGAAGGGAAGCCCCAGCGGCUGGGAUUGCAGGCUUGGACAGCCAGUCCUAUGUCUCUGUGAUCGGCUGCACUCUGGAGUAUCGGUACAUCGAAGUCAUACACAGCUCCUUCCAGAUCCUAGUGGCGUUGGUGGGCUUUGUGUAUGCCUGUUACGUGGUCAGUGUCUUCACAGAGGAAGAAGAUAGCUUUGAUUUCAUUGGUGGAUUUGAUCCAUUUCCUCUCUACCAUGUCAAUGAAAAGCCCUCCAACCUAUUGUUCAAGCAGACAUACCUGCCUUCGUAAGUGAAGAAGAAGAUGCCGCUUCAGUGCUCAGUAAAGAAGGGUCCCUCCCUAUCACAUGGAGACCCUGGUCUGAAGAAUUCAUCCCAUCUUACUCCUUAACACAAUGAAUGUACUACAUAUGGCUGGGCCAUUCCUGUUUUGAGUCUGAGCAUCCCAAUGAUCCUCAUCCCCAUCCCAAGUGUCCUAGGACCCUGGGCCUUUAACCUGCCUUGCCUCAGGCCUGGUUUCAAAAACUAUAGCCUAAAGGCCUCACCUCCUUCCCCCCCACCUCCACCUCCUGCCCAUCUGGGGUCUCCUGGCCCUCAGAGAUAGGCAUAGUCACGACCCAGCUGCAGAUGCCUACUGUUUUUGUAAUUUUCUUUAAAAAAAAAAAAAAAAAAAAAAGGAAAGAAAAAA